This is a messenger RNA of Lates calcarifer (barramundi perch), 7018 nucleotides long. RefSeq names its product rhomboid, veinlet-like 1 (Drosophila) (gene rhbdl1). The record is from RefSeq and is a predicted model, not a curated record. Gene Ontology annotation, cellular component: membrane. The transcript has 8 exons. Lineage: Eukaryota; Metazoa; Chordata; Actinopteri; Centropomidae. Gene Ontology annotation, molecular function: serine-type endopeptidase activity. Bases 472 to 1590 code for a protein of 372 amino acids.
AGGGAAGAGAGAGAGAGAGGUAGCAGUCAGUGCAAUGGGAUAGAGGAGAGCGAGGAGGAGGAGGAGGAGGAGAGUGAAUGAGAGCUGCUGGAUCUGCCUUGCCUGCAUGCCUGCCUGUCGUCUUGCUGAAGCUGGGUUUACCACCACGCUGCACUGGCACAGAGCAGAGUCACGGCCCGUUUGCACCACCACCGCCGCUGCCAUCCACACUCUCAGCACCGGCUCUUACUCCAGUGACGCCACCAACGAGGAAAAAACCAGGGACCGAGCUCGCCGGGCUUUCUCCAUCUUCAAGGGGGGGACGCAGCAGCUACGAAGGGGCCUGACGCUACAAUUUAGGCACCAGCUGCUACCUCAACCAAAUCCCCCCUCCACCUUAUCCCAUCCUUACCAACACCACCACCACUCCUCUUUCUUGCUCCUCCCUAUGCCCUUGUCCUCGGCGGCUCCUCUCACCUCCCUGGCUAGUAUAUGGAUAGAAGCUCCCUGUUUCAGCUCAUACAAGAGCAGCUGGACCCAGAGAACACCGGUUUCAUUGCAGUGGAGAACUUCACCAGCUUGGUGGAGCACCAUGAGCUGCAGCUGGACCCGUCCAAACUGGACAUGCUGUUAGCCCUCGUCCAGAGCAAUGAAGAGGGACAGGUGUGCUACCAGGAGCUCAUCGAGCUGAUGAGCAGCAAACGCUCCAGCAGUUUCCGACGAGCCAUCGCCAAUGGCCGCCGCACGCUGCAGAGGGAGAUCCUGCUGGACGAGACGGGGCUGGGUCUGUACAAACGUUUUGUGCGCUAUGUGGCCUAUGAGAUCCUGCCCUGCGAGACGGACCGACGCUGGUACUUCCACCAGAACCGCCUGUGCCCCCCGCCUGUCUUCAUCGCCAUUGUCACCAUUGUCCAGAUUAUCGUCUUCAUGUGCUAUGGCAUCAUGCUGAACAAGUGGGUACUGCAGACCUAUCAGCCUGACUUCAUGAAGAGCCCCCUGGUCUACCAUCCCGGCCACCGUGCACAAGUGUGGCGCUUCUUCAGCUACAUGUUCAUGCACGUUGGUUUGGAGCAGCUGGGAUUCAACGCUUUACUGCAGCUGAUGAUCGGCGUUCCUUUAGAGAUGGUCCAUGGCAUCUUACGAAUAAGUCUGCUGUACAUGGCAGGAGUGCUGGCCGGCUCGCUGACAGUGUCCAUCACCGACAUGCGUGCUCCAGUGGUGGGGGGCUCCGGGGGGGUCUACGCUCUGUGCUCAGCUCAUCUGGCCAACGUCGUCAUGAACUGGGCUGGGAUGCGCUGUCCGUACAAGCUGCUCCGCAUGAUCCUGGCGCUAGUUUGCAUGAGUUCAGAGGUGGGUCGAGCAGUCUGGCUCCGCUUCUCACCGCCGCUGCCGUCCUCAGGGCCCCAGCCCAGUUUCAUGGCGCACCUGUCGGGGGCCGUGGUCGGCAUCAGCAUGGGUCUGCUGAUCCUGCGCAGCUACGAGGAGAGCCUGCAGAAACAGUGCUCCUGGUGGGUCAUCGUCUUCUCCUUUAUCACCUUCCUCCUCUUCGCCAUCUUCUGGAACAUCUUUGCGUACGAGCUCCUAGGGGUGCAGAUCCCGCCUCCUCCCUGAUGAUAACCCCCCACCCUCCCUUUCCUUUUCCUGCCCCGGGCCCUCCUCCAUGUACACACUUGACUCCAACUCUGUUCCAAACAAAGGUUCCCCCCCUUUGACCAUUGUUAACUUUCCCAUUUCCUCUCAAGUUAGACCCAAAUGAAAUGAUAGCAGAUCAUUCAAACUAAAAUCGACCAAGAAUCCUUUUUUACAGAUACUUUGCAAAUCAAAGAAAUAUGUCUCUUUUAUUAAAGAGGGAUUACAGUAGCAACAAGUACAGGUGAAAGUUCCUCAGAUCCAUUUUGAGGAGCAAUAUAUCUUUUUAUAUACAUUGAAAUCUCAUCCACAUUACCAGCGCUAACCUUUCGGUGAGCUUUUAGUCACUGCGCUUUGUUUUUUUGUUGUUCUUUAGAGGCUGUUUCAUCAGUCGUUUCUUUGAGCAAAUCUUUCAUACAUGUAAAGACCUCAAGUAAGAAGAACCACAGUUCAUGAGAUGUGCCUCUGGUGAAAAGGAAAAGCAAUUAAAGGGAGCAGAACAGUAGGAAUAUGUGCUGGCAAAAUGCUUAGAGAAAUUUUCCAUCUCUCGUAAAGGUCAGAGAUGAGGAUCCACUGCAGCAACGUCCCUUAAACCAACAGGGUUUCAGUGUUUCACUUCAAGGCAGGAGACUUUCGGCUGCGCUGUGAGGGAAGAUUUAAAGAAGAAUUUCAGGAAGAGCACAUUUGUUUCCAGGGGCAGCAAUAAACAAAAACACUGAAGCACCAAUGAAAUCUUAUUGUUGAUAUGAAUUUUUGAUUUCACAUCCCUGCUGUAACUCGUAGGGGUCACUGUGGUUUUGCUGCAGAGUUUGCUGGCGUGCUAACAUAAAAGGAAAAAACAACUUACAAAAUGUUUUCUCCAAACUGAGCUGCUGAAUAGGGUCUCCAGCCAAAAGAAAUCAGCUGUAAUUCAUUGCCUGGAGUGCAAACAGAUAAAGAAAUUCCUUUGCAGAGCAGGUGUAGGAAGAACGGAGGAAAGAUUUUAAUGUGGAUUCUGUCAUCCUUAAGGUUAGAGGCAUCACUGUCAUUUUCAGCUUCAUGGGGUCUUUAAAAGUUAAAGGACAUGAGUUUUUCUCUGUUAUUUCCAUAACAUUAUACCUACACUGUGGACACAGAAACAUAGUUCAAAACGACAUAGACAAGAUGUGAAGAUGGGAAAUCGCAUGACAGAGGAGGAAAGAGAUAAAACAGUUGAAGUUUUCCUGGAUGGUCAUCACUUCAGCAAGCAAACUCCUCCUGUUGCUGUGUCAAAUGUUAACCACCAACUUGCUAGGCGCACCAUGUAAAAUAUGCCAUGUCAUGCUCUGUGGCUCUCAGCGAGACAAGGACAAACACACACACACGCACACACACACACACACACACUUCUCCUCUUUGUCUUUGAAAGCAGCCACUGUCUGAUUUCUGUAGGUCAAUGUGGACAAACUGAAGAGAAGAAACACACACACACACAUAUAUAUAUAUUACACACACACAUACUGGCCUCUGCCUGUUCUCGCUCUGACAGACUGAACUGGGGAGGGCGCGGAUGUGUCAUCACCUGACCUCUGACCUUCGUGUCCCAGAGGGCAUUGGGGUCUCUCUGUCGGGCCCAGUCUAUACCUCAGUUUCUCAUUCUUAGGGACUGUAUACUUUUGUAAAGGAAUGUACCUAUAAAAAAAAAAAGAGUGUUAUUAAGUUGUCCCCGUUUUUCAUUUGAUAGUGGAUGUGUAUAUUGUAUGUUCAUAACCGAGAGUAUAUUUAUUUGUAUUUUUUUCCUCUUUGAGGGGAAAAGAGAAAAGUUUCAAAUGGUGCAAAAUUAAUGCUAUGAUUGUUGUUCUUCUGAUAACUCCUGUAUGGCUUUGAUCCUCUGAAAGAGUAGUCUAUGAGGCAAAAUCCCCUGGUUUGUUAGGUGACCACCAACGACUCAAGCUCACUUGAUUUUAUAAAUCUUUAGUGCUUUACAAAAUAAGCCAUAGAAAGAACUAAGUAGAGAGAGAACGGAAGCAGAGGGAAAAGGUAUUUGUUGGUUUGAAACUUCCUGAUUGGUAGCUUCAGUUGAUUUUUAUUUAUUUAAUUUUUUUGUUUGUGCAAUCAAACAUCAUUUUUUCAUUGUGACUUUCAACGGGUGAGGCGGGAGAAAACAAACUGUGUGACCCUGAACUGUUUGAGAUAUUUUCAUGUAGCUGAACUCGCUUUUGCAACUCGUUCACCAACUCGUUUGCAGUUGAUGCAGCUUCAUUUUGCAAGUGCCCACAUCUCCAGACUCUCCCCUGCAGCAGCAGCAGCAGCAGCAGCACCAGCAGCAAUGUGUGCGGACACAUCGCUGCAGUUCUUCUUUUGCAAAUAACAAAUUAUGGACAGGGCUUCUGUCAUAUAUUAUCUCCAGAGUGAUCCAAGCUUUUGGAAAGCUGAGGCGAGGAUAGCAAUUACAUUUACUCAUGCUCUGUUCCAUUUUUCAGUCUUUCAAUCAAUAAUUCAUUUGAAUGUCCACUGGCUGCCUGGUUAAAAAAAAAUGCAUUUGCCAAUUUUGAUAGUUGAUCAUAAAUACAGUCCGCAGCAUUUGCUUCCACAUGAAACUGUCACUAGUAACAGAAGACUCUGUGGUAAAUGAGGGGAUUGGUGUGAAAUAGCCAGAAUAAGCCAUUUUCAGAUACAUUAAAAACAGAAAAGAUCAGCCAAUACAUGGUAGUAAUGUAUCCUUGAUGGAAACUCUUGUGUAUACUAGGAAAUAUUAUUGCUUGAGAUAGCAAAUAUACAUUGAUGAAUAAUGCAUACAUACCCUGUUAGCCUAUAAUGAAGAUAAAGAGGAUGCCUGAGAGGAGGUUAAUGUGCCUCUUUAACUUAAGAUUCAUAGGAACCCAGAAGGGUUGUAAAAAGGGCUAGUAAAUGGCUAUGCUUUUGUAGAACACAUUAACUGUGAAUAUUACCCCUCCUGGUAGUACACGCAGGACUAAAAUCCAAGGCUUGUGAAUUCUUGUCACCCUUGAACCACAAAAAAUGAAAAUGAUACUCCACUGGGUUCUCCUCAUGCGAAGUGAAAUGUCCAGUGUUUCAUUUGUUACAAGUCUCUUCCGGAAAAAAAAAGCAGAUAAGAGAGAAUGAGAAGUAUCUAGAAUCACCUCUUGGGGUGGAGGGACGUUUUCAGGAGUAGUUUAUCACUUUUCUGUGAGCCAAAUCUCCUGGCCCUGAGCCUGAGCCGACCACAGCACCAACACACCGUCCAAAAAAAAAUAAAAAAUCAUCAUGUCUGAGGAAAACCUCUCCUGUGCUCAGGCAGCAGCUCACCUUAAAGGAGAGGAGUGAUAGAGGCCUGACUCUCAUCCUCUGGUUGACAGCAUGUGGCAGUUUUUGGGGAGGGACGGCAGACACAACAGCCGACAGUGGAGGCACUCUUCAUAAAAAACCCUGUAUGUGCUUCUCCAUCCUAUUGGCGCUUGCAUCACAACACCCCCAGUGUCAGGAUGAUGUAUGGCUGUUUGCAAGGAUACACCAGAGCCCAAAGCUAACAGGAUAUCUUCCUUUGAUAAGUGGAUCUGACAGGUUGCAUGAUGUGUAAUUUAAUUGCUGUCUUUGAGUGACGUAUUUGAUUUCCACACUAUAAGGAAGGCAUGGUGAGGGAUGGCAUGAGCUGAAUAGGAGCAGCCUAUCAAUAACGUGAUCCAUCACUUUGGGCAGUCCACAUCCUCCCCUCAGCUGGUUUCGAUACAGUCAUGACCGCGGUACGAGGUGAUGUUUAAAGGUUAGUGCCAACUCUAAGCAAAACUCAUUGAUACAUGGACCCUUUGUUGAUGUGACUGUAAGUGAAAUAUUGUUCAUUUCUGUGCUUUGUCUCAUUCAGAAAUGCAGCAUAACUUUACAGCAGCAUACUUGACAUUUCUCUAACUGCUGUUUUUUAUUUCUUGUUCCUGCAUUUUUGUCAUAAGCGGACUUGUUUUGCACUUAUUAUAUAUUGUAUUUAACUGACAUGUUGCCGUGUGCCAUAUUCUCUACUGCCAUAAUCAUGAUUUGAUGCUUUUGUACCUCCCUAUGCCAAUCCAUUGUGCUGUUAUGCCCAAUGCCUUGUUAUAUAUAUAUACACACAUAUAUAUGAGCCCAAGACUGAGCACCGGGCAGAAAGGCUGCUUCGCUGUUAGCUGUACAAUAUAUUCCACAUGAUCAUGCACAGGAUCCAUAAGAGAAAGAGGCUGCAGUGCAAACAACUGUAUAUCCAGUAGCUGCUCUGAACUGCUGCUUGUCAACAGGCCAGCCAGGCUGCCUUUUCUUAGUGUUUAGUGCUACUUAGAUAUGGGUAACUGUCACUGCAGGACUGUGCAGGUAAAGCAGGUGACUGUAGCUCCAGAGAUGGAACUGUAUUCACAACAAGAGUCAUUAGAUGCUCACCAGUGCAGAAAUAUACUCUCUUAGCAUUUUAGUAAAGAUGUUGAAACCUGCAAUGUGCUGGUUCAGGGGUUCUUAAAGUUUUCAGAGUGUACAGACAUUUGGCUUCAAAUUUAUCCUGGAUAUACUUUACAAUGUGUAAAACAGGUUCAGAUUUUACAUUUGUGCAAACAAAACUGAUUUUUACACAAAAACCAAACAUGUGUCUUUGAAUCCCAACACAUGUGGAUUGUCAGAAAUUUCACAAUCUAUCCAACUGUCCAUUAUGCUAAAACAAUUUUAAGUCUUCAGUGUCUGUUAAUAAGGAAUGCCACUGAACGCUCUGGUUUUCAUGUGGGUUAGUGAACACUGAUUUUUGUCUGCCACAACUAGAAACAAGUGGAAAAAAGGUUUGUCUUUCAGUCUGUAACAGAGCACAGAUGUACACCGCCACUGAGACAAACUGCUAAGAGUCAAAGAAGGAUUGUACCCCCCCCCCCCUAGAUGAGGGUACAUUUUCUGGUUUAUAACAAUACUCCAGUCUUGGUUUCCCAGUUUCUAGCUUUGGUACAGAUUCUUUUCAUGUUCACAAAUACUGCCUGAGCCACUUGAGGUCGCGCAAAUAUCACAGAUGGUUCCUUCAAAUGUGAGAAUUGUUUCCCUCUGUCGGUUUAGUUAAAAAAAAAAAAAAAAAACAGUCAUAUCUGUGCUGCUGUGGUAGUUUUUCAUGAGCUGCUUACUUGUAUUGAUAAAAUGGUGCCAAGCUUAAAAGGUUCAAUCUCUCAGACCAGACAAGAGGUUGGACCAACACAGCGUUUACAAAAAGAAAAAGCAGAAGAACCUAUUUUUCUCUUGGUCAUGAGGAAACUAAAGGAAAACUAAAUUUACAUAUGGAUAAUUUAUAUCAAAGUCCUCAUUAAUUAUUUCACAAUCUAUUGUACUUUUUAAAUGUUCUGAACGGAACCAUUUUAUAUUGUAUAUAUAUGAAUAUAUUUUGUUUUAUUUUGUACUGUUCAUUGUACUUUGCUUUAAUUUAGAAACAAUAUGAAUAAAGAACAAUACUGUGGCAACA